AUAUAUAUGGCGUGCAUAUCUCCCUUCUCAAAAAAAAAAGGCCCAAAACAAAGUUUACCAAAUAUCAAGAGGACGAAACAAUGGAAAAGCUACAAAGAUUACUUAAGGCUCUCCCUCAAGAUGCAGGAGGUACUUCACCGUUUCCCGGAUCAUGAAAUAAAGAACCUUUCUCAAAAAGAUGAAUACAGGUAUGGACCGCGCCUCAUGGUACACGACUGGAAAACACGUGUCUGGCUCUAUUUCGUAUGGCCCGAUGAUUGCACGCUCUCUGGACCUCUGGAUUCAGCGCUGGGUGAAGCUGUAUUCGUCGCUUGAAUAUCUAUUCAUAGCAAUCCGCGCUAUCCUGCAAACAAACUUUCUGUACGGGAGCACUGGUGCGGGUGUGAGACGUGAGGCGCUCGCCGCCCUCAUUGGGCAUUUUCUAAGGAGGAACCGUGACCGCUUCCCGGGAACGACGACUAGGGCAGCAACUUCUUGCGUUUUUGCACUUUUUUUUUUGGAGUGGGGGUCAAUCUUCAAACGACUGGAGUCGCCAUCGAUCGUCUUUCGACUGGCACUCGGCGAUGAAGUGCCGCAAACAUUUUAAAAGGUAUAGAAAACCGAGUCCCCCAGGUCUUCGUGGCCAACUGUACUUCAUGGACCUGAAGCGACGUUGCCUUGAAACCGGCAAAUAUGCUUUGGCACAACGACUAUGUGCCCAAAACCCUGCAGAGCUUCGCCACGAUCUGGGCCAUACGUGCUUGCAUACGAAGUACGUGCAAUCAAACUUCAGGGAAGCAGUUGAGAGGCUCUACGCCGGCCUCGCGCGUUCGACCUCCGGGGCCAGGACGUGUCACCCCGGCCACGAGUAUAUUGGGAGAGAUCCUCCAGUUCAAUUUUCGGGAGUCUGAACGGGCACGCCAUUCGAUCACAACCAGGCCCGAAGCAUCUUCGCUCUGCAGCAACCAGAGUGUCACCUGACUACCUCAUACGACAUGUUAGAGCUCUUAGUCACCUUCGUUGCUUGUGUGUAGUUAA
Molecule: messenger RNA, 1017 nt
Organism: Aspergillus saccharolyticus JOP 1030-1
Lineage: Eukaryota; Fungi; Ascomycota; Eurotiomycetes; Eurotiales; Aspergillaceae
Exons: 1
Coding region: 179-586 (135 amino acids)
Source: RefSeq, a predicted model, not a curated record